UUGAACAGUGCUGUGCUAGAACUGGGACUAACCAAAGGUCAGAGAAAAUGUGAAUGAACUGAAAACAAGCUAGUGCCUGAUUGAUUUUGACUGAGAAGAGUCACUAGUGAAAGGGAAGCUGACUGGGCCUUUGGAAUAGUGACCUCACAAAGCACAGCUCACAAUGUCUCCGGAACGCUUAAGCUCCCGGACCACUCUCCUUAAUUCAUGUCGAGAUUCCUGAAGCCUCUGCACAUGUAGUUCCUGGAGCUGCUGUUUUAAAAAUGCCAACAUCUCCAUCUUCAUCUUCUUCCUGGGACAACCUCUUAAAUGCUCUCGCUCAAAGCUCAGCAUGGACUUGGCUACAAGCAACUUUUAUAGGAGAGACUACUGUGCCUCAGCCAACAAAUUCGGGGAUUCUAGAUAAUCUUGCUUCAGCUGUGCAAAUCAUCCUAGGGAUUUCUUUUUUGACUUUGUUGGUCUUAGGAUUAUUUGCCUUAUGGAAAAGAAGUGUUCGGUCAAUUCAGAAAAUAGUGGUGUUUGUGAUCACACUCUACCAACUUUACAAAAAGGGCUCAGACUUUUUUCAGGCUUUGUUAGCCAACCCAGAUGGAAGUGGUCACCAUGUUCAAGACAGUAAUAUCUUCAUGUCCUUGGGUCUGCAAGAGAAAAUUCUGAAAAAGCUUCAGAUGGUAGAAAACAAAGUGAAGGACCUGGAAGGGAUGAUUGCUGCCCAGAAACCUGCAGUGAAGCGGGACUGCUCCUCUGAGCCCUACUGCAGCUGUUCUGACUGUCAGAGUCCCUUGCCCAUUUCAGGGUUUACGUCUUCAUCUGAAAUGUGAUGGACUCCAAUCUAUUCCAGAAAAGCACUGCUUCCCUCAUGUGUGCAGUGUUGAAUCAAUAAAGA
Molecule: messenger RNA, 886 nt
Organism: Nannospalax galili (Upper Galilee mountains blind mole rat)
Lineage: Eukaryota; Metazoa; Chordata; Mammalia; Rodentia; Spalacidae
Gene: Tmco2
Product: transmembrane and coiled-coil domains 2
Exons: 2
Coding region: 264-821 (185 amino acids)
Cellular component (GO): nucleus
Source: RefSeq, a predicted model, not a curated record